CAGCCCCAGGCCCAGGGCUCGAGAGGGUCCCGGCAGCCGCCCCCCUGGACACGGGCCGCGGUCCGGUUCCCUGAGCCGCCGGCAUGAACCGCAAGAAGCUGCAGAAGCUGACGGACUCCUUAACUAAAAAUUGCAAGCAUUUUAAUAAAUUUGAAGUGAAAUGCCUCAUCAAUCUUUUCUAUAACUUGGUGGGUGAUGUGACAGAGCGGCAGGGUGUGGUCGUCGGGCUGGAUCGGAACGCCUUUCGGAACAUCCUGCACAUGACAUUUGGGAUGACGGACGACAUGAUCAUGGACAGAGUAUUCCGAGGGUUUGACAAAGACAAUGAUGGUUACAUAACUGUAUCAGAGUGGGUUUAUGGAUUAUCAGUAUUUCUUCGAGGAACUCUGGAAGAAAAAAUGAAAUAUUGCUUUGCCGUGUUUGACUUGAAUGGCGAUGGCUUCAUCUCGAAGGAAGAGAUGUUCCACAUGCUGAAGAAUAGCCUCCUGAAGCAGCCGUCCGAGGAGGACCCCGACGAAGGCAUCAAAGACUUGGUGGAAAUAACCCUGAGGAAAAUGGACCACGACCACGACGGGAAGCUGUCCUUCGCAGACUAUGAACGAGCUGUGCGGGAGGAGACUCUCCUGCUGGAAGCGUUUGGACCGUGUCUUCCUGACCCGAAGAGCCAAAAAGAAUUUGAAGCCCAAGUAUUCAAAGAUCCAAAUGAAUUCAAUGAGGUGUGAAUUCCUAAAUGUCUUGUUGUCUCAAGUGAGUAGAAAAGGAGGCUCAUCCGUGUUGUGUAUUUUUCCUGCUUAGCUCAGAAGGUGACGGUGAAUUGCGUGUUUGGUGAGCGGGGUCACGGCUGACUAACGUAUAUCAUUCAACUUUGGCGUAAGAUGCCAGUAACAUAGACGAAGACAAGGAGUUCCUUAUUAGCUGUGGCUGGGUUUGGCCAGACGAGUGAACACUGCAGAGACAGGUUAUCACCCAGACUGUCUGUUGACACACAACUGUCAUAAAAUGUUUGUAUGAAUGAAAUGAAUAGAGAGAGAGACUGUAUCGUCAUGAGUUAUUUUCUUCACGUCAGAAAGAUGCUGGGCACACGUUUAAAAAUCACUGAAACUCUUGCGUCUCCCUCCCACCCUCCCAAUCCCACAGGGAUAUAUGUAUAUGUA
Molecule: messenger RNA, 1154 nt
Organism: Balaenoptera acutorostrata (minke whale)
Lineage: Eukaryota; Metazoa; Chordata; Mammalia; Artiodactyla; Balaenopteridae
Gene: CLXN
Product: calaxin
Exons: 6
Coding region: 84-722 (212 amino acids)
Molecular function (GO): calcium ion binding
Source: RefSeq, a predicted model, not a curated record